AUGUCGGGGCCGGCCGAGCGGACAAGGCAGAACACGAGGCUUGGGACAGAGAGGCGAUGGACGCGGGGCCACUCAGCCCAGCGUUGGGGAGAUGAGAAGUCCAAGAUGUCCAGGCCGCAAGGAAGCGGUCGACGCGAAGGACGCUGUGAGUACGUUUUCCGGUCUAGCGCAGAGCCGACGGGGCGGAUUCGGCCACACCCACAACCCACGUUGUUCCACGCUUUCCACCCAACAGGCUGGAGCAGGGCGAGGGUCCGAGACAUUACCAUCUUGUACCCGGCUGGCUGUUAUGAUGCUGCUGCCGCCGCCGCCGCCGACGGUGGUGCUUCUCUGGCGCUUCAAGAUUGGCUCAUCUAUAUCCACGACCGCCGCCGCCGCCGCGACCGCCGCCACGAUCGCGGCUACGGCUUGGAGACCGGGAUCGACGGCUGUCGUAACUAUCGUAGCUGUCUCGACUCGGACUUCUUCUUCGGCGGUUGCGGUCGUUACCGCGGCCACCACCUCCACGUCUCGGAGGUGGCGAUGGUGAUCGAGAGUAUGAUCUUGAACGGCUUCGGUAUCUGCUUCCACCACCACCUCUGGACGGAGGAGCAGCCAUGGGAGAUCGGCUUGGGGAACGUGAGAGCGAACGGGGCCGAUAGGUGUCUGAUCUGGGGCCGAAACGAGCCUGAGGUGGCGAUGCACCCCGUCGGGGGCCGUUCUGACCGAAUGGCCCGGGUCCGCUUCCUCCGCCGCCGUGGAAUCCGCCCUGGGCCCUUCCACCUCGACCGCCUCUAG
This is a messenger RNA of Colletotrichum orchidophilum, 777 nucleotides long. RefSeq lists its product as uncharacterized. NCBI's taxonomy places the organism in Eukaryota, Fungi, Ascomycota, Sordariomycetes, Glomerellales, Glomerellaceae. Bases 1 to 777 code for a protein of 258 amino acids. The transcript is spliced from 5 exons. The record is from RefSeq and is a predicted model, not a curated record.